Molecule: messenger RNA, 3004 nt
Organism: Rubroshorea leprosula
Lineage: Eukaryota; Viridiplantae; Streptophyta; Magnoliopsida; Malvales; Dipterocarpaceae
Source: the annotation of a GenBank genome assembly
UUCGGUCUCCACUAACAAUGGGGUUGAUGUUGGGCAGUUUACGCAGGACGGACUACAAAACACUUUUUCGAUAUAUAAAAUUGCGCACUCACCAACUUCUCUGCGUCAUACUUCGAGUGGCUAAGUUGUUCCCACUCACUGCGCACGGAAGAUACCGCAGAAUGGAAGAAUUCAAGGGCCAGCCACGGCUCCCCAAGUUCGCUGUCCCGAAACGCUACGAUAUUCGCCUGAAACCCGACCUCUCCGCCUGCAAAUUUGGAGGUUCGGUUGCCAUCGACCUUGACAUCGUCGACAAUACUCGAUUCAUCGUCCUCAAUGCUGUCGAACUCUCCAUCGACAACGCUUCCGUUUCGUUUUCUCCCCGGAGGUCUUCUAAGGUGUUCCAGCCAUCUAAAGUUGAGUUGAUUGAUGAAGAUGGGAUUUUGGUGCUGGAAUUUACUGAAACACUUCCGAUUGGAGUGGGAGUCUUGGCCAUCGGGUUUGAAGGGAUCUUGAAUGACAGAAUGAAGGGGUUCUAUAGAAGUACUUACGUGCAUAAUGGUGAGAAGAAGAACAUGGCUGUUACACAGUUUGAGCCUGUUGAGGCUAGACGAUGCUUUCCAUGUUGGGAUGAACCUGCUUGCAAGGCUACAUUCAAGAUCACUUUAGAUGUGCCUUCUGAACUGGUGGCCCUUUCAAACAUGCCAGUCAGUGAGGAGAAGGUGCAUGGAGCUCUGAAGACAGUUUCCUAUCAAGAAUCGCCAAUCAUGUCCACAUAUUUGGUGGCAGUUGUUGUUGGUUUGUUUGAUUAUGUGGAAGAUCAUACAUCUGAUGGGGUCAAAGUUCGAGUGUACUCUCAAGUUGGGAAGGCAAAUCAAGGGAAAUUUGCUCUGCAUGUUGCUGUGAAGACACUUGAAUUAUAUAAAGAGUAUUUUGCUGUGCCAUACUCUCUUCCCAAAUUGGAUAUGAUUGCAAUCCCUGAUUUUGCAGCUGGGGCCAUGGAGAACUAUGGCUUAGUUACGUACCGUGAAACAGCAUUGCUCUAUGAUGAUCAGCAUUCUGCAGCUGCUAACAAACAGAGGGUUGCUAUUGUAGUGACUCAUGAGCUGGCACACCAGUGGUUUGGUAAUCUUGUAACAAUGGAAUGGUGGACACACUUGUGGUUGAAUGAGGGUUUUGCAACAUGGAUAAGCUACUUGGCAGCUGAUAGCUUGUUUCCAGAGUGGAAAAUAUGGACUCAAUUUCUUGCUGAAACAACAGAGGGUCUCAGGUUGGAUGGGCUUCAAGAAUCCCAUCCUAUUGAGGUGGAUAUUAAUCAUGCUGGUGAAGUUGAUGAGAUAUUUGAUGCAAUAAGUUAUAGAAAGGGUGCCUCAGUUAUUCGCAUGCUACAAAGCUAUCUAGGGGCUAAACCCUUUCAGGGAUCACUUGCUUCAUACAUAAAAAAACAUGCUUACUCAAAUGCAAAGACAGAAGACUUAUGGGCAGCCCUUGAAGAGGGAUCUGGGGAACCUGUGAAAAAGCUGAUGAAUUCAUGGACAAAGCAGAAGGGUUAUCCUGUUGUCUCUGUCAAAGCCAAAGAUCAGAAAUUGAAAUUUGAGCAGUCACAAUUUUUGUCUAGCGGUUCUUCUGGUGAGGGGCAAUGGAUUAUCCCCAUAACAUUAUGUUGUGGUUCAUAUGACAAGCAAAAGAACUUCCUGUUGCAAACUAAGUCUGAAACUCUGGAUAUGGAGGAGUCCCUAGGUUGCUCAGUAGCUGCAUGUUCUUGGAUAAAGCUUAAUGUGGACCAAACUGGUUUCUAUAGGGUGAAAUAUGACGAGGACCUUGCAGCUAAACUUAGACAUGCAAUAGAGAGGCAAGAGUUGACUGCAACAGACAGAUUUGGCAUUCUGGAUGAUUCUUUUGCACUUUGUAUGGCGUGCCAGCAACCUUUGACUUCCUUGCUUGCCCUGAUGGGUGCCUACACAGAGGAGCUUGACUAUACUGUCCUCUCUAACUUGAUUAGUACAAGUUUGAAAGUUGACAGGAUUGUAGCAGAUGCAAGACCAGAGUUAGCGGACAACACUAGACAAUUUUUUAUAAACCUUUUCCGGAAUUCUGCUGAGAGACUUGGUUGGGAGUCUAAGAAAGGGGAGAGUCAUCUGGAUGCAUUGUUGAGAGGAGAAAUUCUGACUGCUCUUGCUGAGCUUGAGGAUGAUGAGACACUGAAUGAAGCAAGUAGAAGGUUUCAAGUAUAUUUGAAUGACAGAAACACACCCCUUCUCCCUCCUGAUACAAGAAAGGCAGCAUACGUAGCUAUAAUGCAGAAAGUCAGCACAUCAAACAGAUCGGGUUUUGAAUCUCUUUUGAGAGUUUAUAGAGAGACUGAUCUAAGCCAAGAGAAAACUCGCAUUCUAAGUGCGUUAGCGUCUUGUCCAGAUAAGGGUAUUACUUUGGAAGUUCUCAACUUUUUGUUAUCAUCUGAGGUUCGCAGCCAAGAUGCUGUGUUUGGACUUUAUGUCAGUAGGGAAGGACGUGAAACUGCCUGGAAAUGGUUGAAGGACAACUGGGACCAUAUCGAAAAAACCUAUGGUUCUGGAUUUCUAAUAACUCGCUUCGUCAGUGCUGUUGUCUCACCAUUUGCUUCAUUUGAGAAAGCCAAGGAGGUUGAGGAGUUCUUUGCACCCAGGACAAAGCCUUCAAUUGCCAGAACCAUCAAGCAAAGCAUUGAAAGGGUCCACAUCAACGCGAAGUGGGUUCAGAGCAUCCAAAAUGAGGAAGAUCUGGCUGAUGCUGUGAUCGAGCUAGCAUACGGAGAAGACUACUAGGAUGAGCUUCUAGCUCAUCUCCCCCGUUUCUCUCCCGUUCUCAAGAAGUAGUGGCUUUUACAGCUUUUAUAGUUUAUAUCCUGCUACACUAAUAUUAUAAAUAAUGCACGCGAGAGCUGCUGGUACACGAGGUUGUAAAUAUAUAUACAUAUAUUUCAUCGUUUGCUAGAGACCUGCUACUUUCAUUUCAUUUUAGUUGUUACUAAAACCUUUUACACCCA